Molecule: messenger RNA, 324 nt
Organism: Ochlerotatus camptorhynchus
Lineage: Eukaryota; Metazoa; Arthropoda; Insecta; Diptera; Culicidae
Exons: 2
Coding region: 110-220 (36 amino acids)
Source: RefSeq, a predicted model, not a curated record
GGCUUAGCCGUGCGAAAGGGCAUCACAAAAUAAAAAUUACGAAAAUACGCGUAAUUUUGUAAUUAGAUAUUAGCUAUUUCUUUAAAAACUAUCUAAUCAAAGUCCCUUAAUGGAAGAAGAUUUCAGUUAUUAUGUGUACAUUUCACUAACUGUGGUUCCAGUGUAUUUGGCCUUCAAAUUGGUCCAGUGGAUGGGAUGGGAACUUUUCGUAAAUAACUGAUCCCGCUGCUUCUAAAGUUCACUGAAAAUAGUGUUAUCAACGCUCAGAAAAGGAUCGGUGUCAUAUAUUAAUUUACUGAUAAGUGAGUAAUAAAAUCAUGUUCG